CUAUGUGAUGCUGUUACUGCCAUUUCAUCAGCGGAUUUUCACAAACAUCAUCUUUAAACAUGAAAUUGCUAUGAAAUUAAACCAUCGACAAGUUGUAAGGACGGCCGUUAUCCAAUUUUACAUCAAACUCGCCAUCACAGUAACAGUUCCCUGUGUAGAAUAAAAUAAUACAAAAGGAUACUAGGACAAGGCCUAUUUGCGUAUCACUGCUUGGGGUAAAACAGUGUUUGACUAGGCCUCCUGAGAUCACUGUUUCAGAGAGCAUCUUCGAUAUACGAGAUUUCUCAAGAACAUGGGAUUUGCUAUUUCCAGCCGUUGAUUGCUCAUCUAACAAGAUUCUAUGAGAGAUGGAAGCGAUAUGGCUGUACCAGUUUCGACUCAUCGUCAUUGGGGACUCGACAGUAGGAAAGUCGUGCCUGAUCCGGCGAUUCACAGAGGGACGCUUUGCGCAUGUGUCUGACCCCACAGUCGGUGUAGACUUCUUCUCACGCCUAGUGGAGAUAGAACCAGGGAAACGCAUUAAACUUCAAAUCUGGGACACAGCCGGACAAGAGCGAUUCAGGUCUAUUACCAGGGCUUAUUACCGUAACUCUGUUGGGGGGCUGCUGCUGUUCGACAUCACCAACCGUCGCUCCUUCCAGAAUGUGCAUGAGUGGCUGGAGGAGGCCCGGAGUCACGUCCAGCCUCACAGCAUCGUCUUUCUGUUGGUGGGCCACAAGUGCGACCUGGAGCCCCAGAGGCAGGUGAGCCAGCAAGAGGCGGAGAAGCUGGCAGGUACCUAUGGUAUGCGCUACGUGGAGACAUCGGCUCGCGACUCCAUCAACGUGGAAAAGGCCUUCACUGAGCUAACGCGGGACAUCUUUGAGCUCGUGAAGAGCGGUGACAUCAACAUCCAGGAGGGUUGGGAGGGGGUGAAGAGUGGCUUGGUGCCCAACGUGGUGCACUCCUCAGAAGAGGUCACCAAGAGCGGCCGGCGGUGCCUCUGCUGAUUAGCCUGUCUGUCUAGUUGGCUUCACUCAACCCAGCCCAUGCAGUCCUGUUACAUUAUGUCCCACUAGCUCGCAAUCUUGUCACAUAUAUAUAUCUCUCUCACUCCCAUUCUGACUACUGGAAGGCCAUUCCCGCUCUAGUCUACCACUGAAUAAAACAUGAAUACAGCAACAUUCCACAGUAACCUUCCUGGCGUCUGUCUUACCUGUUACAGGCACUUGAAAGACAAGAAAUGGCCUGUUUUAUGAUUUCAUUGUCCUCCCUGUAUUUAUGCUUCAUCUUGUGCCCCACAGAAGGAACACACUUCAAACUUUACACGUCUGUUCUGUGUUCUGGAGUCUGGGGAACUCGCACAACUAUCGGGGGGGGGAGUGUUCAAUACAGGGGGAAACACCAAAUCUAUCACAGCCUAUUCCACCUUGGCUAUGGAAAGAACCAGAAAGCGUGUGUUGUAUUACUGGCUGUGUGCAAUGCCUCCUGCUUUUGGUGCGAGACUGAUGACACCCCCAGACACAUGAACAACCAAGAACACAAUAGUGUAUUGCCAUCAUCCUUUUCAUCACAGAUGGAACCAAAGCUUGCGUGGACUGAAUCAGUUCUAUAUGAGUAUCAACAGGGAAUUUGCACAGUUGAGUGUUGGGUAGGCUGCACUGUGCAAUGCCUAACAUCAAUGUUUUUCAUUUGCCGUUUUCUUCAUCGUUGCUCAUAUUAAAUGCACAGUUGGGGACACAAGGUACUGUAUAACAUAUCACCUUUUUUGACCACCCUGGCCAUCCACCAUAAUCGUUAGAGAAUGCGUCCCAUGAGAAAGACGAUUUAUAUACUCCAUUGGCUUUAACAGUAAGCUCACCCCUUAAACAUUGACAUCUACACAACGAUAGCGCCUCCUGAUGUUGUGAACACCAAGCUUUAAAUGGGGUCAGCUGUUCUAGAGUUGUUUUUUUCUUCCGUUUAUUUAAUACCUGCAUACUGUAGGGUCAUAUGCUUGUAGUUUUAACAUGAUCCUAAGCAACAUUCCACACGUGUCCAAUAUUUCUUCCCAGACUAUUGGACACAGCCACAUGCUUUAUCUAACCGUUAUAUCUUCCAAUCACAACCUUUAGUACCUCUAAAAUGUAUUUUUUCUCAAUGCCAGUUUCCACCCUCCCCAUUGAACUUUUUGGGUUAGCUAUGAUCCCAUUUGCUGCCAGGCCCAUGUCCAUAUACAACGUUAAUCCCAAGCAGAUCAUAUCUGAGAGCAAUUUAAAGAGCCUCCUAGGUUCAAAGUAUCUAUGCAGCAGGAAACUAACCAUUUGCUCGAAAGGAAAGCUACAACAUGUAUUAAUCGACCUGAAUUUUACUCUCCUUCAGGGUUGUUCAAUACUGCACGUGUAUAGUUGCAUUUUAUCCAUUUGUAAAUAGCCAGGGUGUUCUGGAUGAAUUCAUUUCCAGAACAUGAAAUGUCAUAAUGGUGUGAUAGAAAUGGGCAAUUCCAUGACUUUCAAUAUUUGUAGGAGAUACAGUGCAUUCGGAAAGUAUUCAUACCCCUUGACUUUUUCCACAUUUUGUUACGUUUCAGCUUGUAGCGUCAUACCCAAGAAGAAUCAAGGCUGUAAUCGCUGCCAAAGGUUCUUCAACAAAGUACUGAGUAAAGGGUCUGAAUACCAGUUUGGGCACACCUAUUCAUUCAAGGGUUUUUCUUUAUUUGUACUAUUUUCUACAUUGUAGAAUAAUAGUGAAGACAUCAAAACUAUGAAAUAACACAUAUGGAAUCAUGUAGUAACCAAAAAAAGUGUUAAGCAAACAAAAAUAUAUUUUAGAUUCUUCAAAGUAGCCGCCCUUUGACUUGAUAACAGCUUUGCACACUCUUGGCAUUCUCUCAACCAGCUUCACCUGGAAUGCUUUUCCAACAGUCUUGAAGAAGUUCCCACAUAUGCUGAGCACUUGUUGGCUGCUUUUUCUUCACUCUGUGGUCCAACUCAUCCCAAACCAUCUCAAUUUGUUUGAGGUCGGUUGAUUGUUGAGGCCAGAUUGUUGAUGCAGCACUCCAUCACUCUCCUUCUUGGUCAAAUAGCCCUUACACAGCCUGGAGGUGUGUUUGGUAAUUUUCCUGUUGAAAAACAAAUGAUAGUCCCACUAAGCCCAAACCAGAUGGGAUGGUGUAUCACUGCAGAGUGCUGUUGUAGCCAUGAUGGUUAAGUGUGCCUUGAAUUCUAAAUACAUCACUGACAGUGUCAGCAGCAGAGCACCCCCACACCAUCACACCUCCUCCUCCAUGCUUCACGGUGGGAACCACACAUGCAGAGAUAAUCUAUUCACCUUCUCUGCAUCAGACCAAAAGACAGAUUUCCACCGGUCUAAUGUCUAUUGCUCAUGUUUCUUGACCCAAACAAGCCUCUUCUUCUUAUUGGUGUCCUUUAGUAGUCGCUUCUUUGCAGCAAUUCGACCAUGAAGGCCUGAUUCACCCAGUCUCCUCUGAACAGUUGAUGUUGAGAUGUGUCUGUUACUUGAACUCUGUGAAGCAUUUAUUUGGGCUGCAAUUUCAGUGUCUGGUAACUCUAAUGAACUUAUCCUCUGCAGCAGAAGUAACUCUGGGUCUUCCUUUCCGGUGGCGGUCCCCAUGAGAGCCAGUUUCAUCAUAGUGCUUGAUGGUUUUUGCGGCUGCACUUGAAGAAACGUUCAAUUGUCUUGAAAUGUCCCGCAUUGACUGAACUUCAUGUCUUAAGGUAAUGAUGGACUGUCGUUUCUCUUUGCUUAUUUGAGCUGUUCUUGCCAUAAUAUGGACUUGGGCUUUUACCAAAUAGGGCUAUCUUCUGUAUACCACCCCUACCUUGUCACAACUGAUUGGCUCAAACGCAUUAAGGAAAGAAUUUGCAACAUUUUCCAAAAACCUGUUUCUGCUUUGUCUUGUGUGUAGAUUGAUGAGGGAAAAAACCUAUUGAAUCCAUUUUAAAAUAAGACUAACGUAACAAAAUGUAGAAAAAGUCAAGGGGUCUGAAUACUUUCUGAAUGCACUGUAUAUUACAACAGCUGGAGUGUUGCUCUGUUCAGGGUAAUAAGAUUGGUUUGGUUUGGUUUCCCCCUCUUUCACUGAAGUCACACCCUCUGAUUAUGAAAGGAGAGAGAUCCCUGGGGAAGUCCACAGCCUUUAGAGAGACAUCCGUUACCUACAUAUUAGACAUGCGUAUUGAGCCUCCAUGUGCCAGACAUGUGUGAAUACCCUCCCCACCACAGGUGGCUGGUGGCAUCUUAAUUGGGAAGGACGGGCUCAUAGUCAUGGUUGGAACGGAAUAAAUGGAAUGGUAUCGAACAAGUGAAAUAUGGUUUCCAUGUGGUUUAUUAUGAGCUGUCCUCCCCUCAGCAGCCUCCUGUACUCCCCACCAAUGUCGUUGAAUGGACUCUCCUGGCUGUAUUCUCUGCUAAGCCAGGUACCAGAUCAGCUGCUGAAUUGACAGCACUGGCGCUAAACCAACUUUGUUUUUCAUUCUAAACCAUUGAAUGACUGUGAUAUAGGAAUGUAGAGAGAACAAUCUUUUCAUAUUUCAUGUUCUCUGCUAUACCCCUGAGGCUCUGAGUGAUGGUGCUUACCUGCACUGUGUCAUGCAGAGGUUUGAAAUGGCUAUGAAUCAGGUCUUGAUAAACCUAGUCAGAGCUAGGAUGUAUUCCAAUUAAAUUGUGACUGGUAGAUGUCAUUUCUUUUUUUGAAACAAACGUAAAGCAGACCAUGUUUCUUUAGCGGUGUAUAGGUUUGGAGUGCAUAGCACAAGGGCAGGUUCGAUGUCUCAUAUGCUUGUAAGGAAUAAACAUUUGAUCUCAGCAAAGGCAUGGUCAAUAUUCCAGUGCUCUAUGAUGCCCAUCCAAAAUACAUGUGCUCAGUGUUAGUUGCCUUUGAAUGCACACGCAUACCAAUUAAUUUAAAAAUAUUCCCCCAGCCUGGAAAAACACUGUUUAUUCAACAAGCAGUUGAAAGAAAUUGAUAUUCCGGAGGUUAAACUGGAUGUACACUCUAUAUAAAAAUAAGUAUGUGGACACCCCAUCAAAUUAGUGGAUUCGGCUGUUUCAGCCACACCCAUUGCUGACAGGUGUAGAAAAUCGAGCACACAGCCAUGUAAUCUCCAUAGACAAACAUUGACAGUAAAAUGGCCUUACUGAAGAGCUCAGUGACUUUCAACGUGGCACCGUCAUAGGAUGCCACCUUUCCAACAAGUCAGUUCAAGUCAGUUCCCAACAAGCAGCCCCGGUCAACUGUAAGUGCUGUUAUUGUGAAGUGGAAACGUCUAGGAGCAACAAUGGCUUAACCCCGAAGUGGUAGGCCACACAAGCUCACAGAACAGGACCGCCGAGUGCUGAAGCGGGUAGUGUAUUAAAACCAUCUGUCCUCGGUUGCAACACUCACUCCCGAGUUCCAAACUGCCUCUGGAAGCAACGUCAGCACAAGAACUGUUCAUCGGGAGCUUCAUGAAAUGGUUUUCCAUGGCCGAGGAGCCAGAGACAAGCCUAAGAUCACCAUGCGUAAUGCCAAGUGUCGGCUAGAGUGGUGUAAAGCUCGCCGCAAUUGGACUCUGUAGCAGUGGAAAUGUGUUCUCUGGAGUGAUGAAUCAUGCUUCACCAUCUGGCAGUCCGACGGACAAAUCUGGGUUUGGCGGAUACCAGGAGAAAGCUACCUGCCCCAAUGCAUAGUGCCAACUGUACAAUUUGAUGGAGGAGGAAUAAUGGUCUGGGGCUGUUUUUAAUGGUUUGGGUCCCUUCGUUCCAGUGAAGGGAAAUCUUAAUGCUACAGCAUACAAUAACAUUCUAGACGAUUCUGUGCUUCCAACUUUGUGGCAACAAUUUGGGGAAGGCCCUUUCCUGUUUCAGCAUGACAAUGCCCACGUGCACAAAGCGAGGUCCAUACAGAAAUGGUUUGUCGAGAUCGGUGUGUAAGAAUGUGACUAGCCUGUACAGAGCCCUGACCUCAACCCCAUUGAACACUUUUGGGAUGAAUUAGAACGCUGACUGCGAGCCAGGCCUAAUCGCCUAACAUCAGUGCCCAACCUCACUAAUGCUCUUGUGGCUGAAUGGAAGCAAGUCCCCGCAACAAUGUUCCAACAUCUAGUGGAAAGCCUUCCCAGAAGAGUGGAGGCUGUUAUAGCAGCAAAGGGGGGACCAACUCCAUAUUAAUGCCCAUGAUUUUGGAAUGAGAUGAUCGACAAGCUGGUGUCCACAUACUUUUGGUCAUUAAUGUUAAGUCAGUGAUGUAUCUAUUUGUACUACAAAGAUAAUAUAUGCUCCCUAUUAAAUUGUGAACACGUGAUAAGAAAAUAACCAAAAAUGGUUUAAUUAAAUAAAGUUAGACCACAACCUGUCGUUUCCAAUGGGCGGAACAGGCAAGCAGGCAAGUAGGCAGGCAAGGAGGCCAAAGCCAAGCCGCGUUCUGGCAUGUAUUUUCAUAUUUCCGUUAGGAAACGGCUACUCUUUCAAGUGCGCAUGUGCAAUAACUCAACAGAAACUGUAUUGAGAUCAAAUGUUUAAUCGAUGAGAAUAUUAGCAGAAGGUUGGCCAAAAUACAUCUCACUCCAACUUCCCCCACUGCCGGCCACUGGGCUUCCUCUCAUCACCAUAUUUGGUAGUGAGUGGAAACGUCAACCGGAUGCUUCACAUUUAUACAUCUGGUGAAACAUCCGUCUCAUUGUUCCAUCUGUGAAACAACUGUUUGAAGUCAUUAGUACAAUGCCAUAUACAAACACAAGAGGGCAGCACACACUAAACAAUUGACCUUGUGAAUGGUUACAAGGCACAACAUUAAAUGUUUUAUUUUAUUUAACCUUUAUUUAACUAGGCAAGUCAGUUAAGAACAAAUUCUUAUUUAAAAGUUCAAGAACAUUAAAGUUCAAAUAUAGGGUGGCUAAAUCAUAUGGGAUUCUAUUGUGAAUUUAGAAACAAUUCCUAUUAAUUGUGAAUCAUGUAACGUUAACUCCCCAAUGGCGAUCCACACAGCGAAACGGCACCACGUAGCCAGGUCCAGCUGCAUCAUGAGGUAGAUGUUGGCUGCCUCUGUUCAGUGUCUUUGUCAAGGCAGCAGGGGCACCUAGAGGGAAGAGGUACAGGUUAGUCAUACUUUUACUGCAUAUCAAGCUGGAUUAUAAACUGGUUGUAAGACAUGAAUAAACACUGGACCUGUUUAAAUUAAAUAAAUAUUCAGAAACGGACCUUGAAGGUGAGGGCUUCCAUGAUAAUGGCACAAAGGGUACAGAGCAAGGCCAGGAGAAUCUGAACGCUUGUCAUGUUUAACACAUGAAACAAAAUAAAUACUUUCAGGUAGAUAGAUAUUAGACAUGCAAUGCCAUUCCAAAAGUGUUGUGAAUCUGUAGAUGUGGAGGGAAAGGAUAUGGAUUUUCCCUCGGUUUGAUAAGCUUAUUCAUUUUUAUAUAAUUAUUUUUUUUUAAAUACGAAAAUAGUUCCAUCUACUGUUGAGAAUCAACACGAGACGGCCUACAGGGAGGAGGUGAGGGCCCUCGGAGUGUGGUGUCAGGAAAAUAACCUCACACUCAACGUCAACAAAACUAAGGAGAUGAUUGUGGACUUCAGGAAACAGCAGAGGGAACACCCCCCUAUCCACAUCGAUGGAACAGUAGUGGAGAGGGUAGCAAGUUUUAAGUUCCUCGGCGUACACAUCACAGACAAACUGAAUUGGUCCACUCAGACAGCAUCGUGAAGAAGGCGCAGCAGCGCCUCUUCAACCUCAGGAGGCUGAAGAAAUUCGGCUUGUCACCAAAAGCACUCACAAACUUCUACAGAUGCACAAUCGAGAGCAUCCUGGCGGGCUGUAUCACCGCCUGGUACGGCAACUGCUCCGCCCUCAACCAUAAGGCUCUCCAGAGGGUAGUGAGGUCUGCACAACGCAUCACUGGGGGCAAACUACCUGCCCUCCAGGACACCUACACCACCCGAUGUUACAGGAAGGCCAUAAAGAUCAUCAAGGACAUCAACCACCCGAGCCACUGCCUGUUCACCCCGCUAUCAUCCAGAAGGCGAGGUCAGUACAGGUGCAUCAAAGCUGGGACCGAGAGACUGAAAAACAGCUUCUAUCUCAACGCCAUCAGACUGUUAAACAGCCACCACUAACAUUGAGUGGCUGCUGCCAACACACUGACAUUGACACUGACUCAACUCCAGCCACUUUAAUAAUGGGAAUUGAUGGGAAAUGAUGUAAAUAUAUCACUAGCCACUUUAAACAAUGCUACCUUAUAUAAUGUUACUUACCCUACAUUAUUCAUCUCAUAUGCAUACGUAUAUACUGUACUCUAUAUCAUCGACUGCAUCCUUAUGUAAUACAUGUAUCACUAGCCACUUUAACUAUGCCACUUUGUUUACAUACUCAUCUCAUAUGUAUAUACUGUACUCGAUACCAUCUACUGUAUGCUGCCCUGUACCAUCGCUCAUUCAUAUAUCCUUAUGUACAUAUUCUUUAUCCCCUUACACUGUGUAUAAGACAGUAGUUUUGGAAUUGUUAGAUUACUUGUUGGUUAUUACUGCAUUGUCGGAACUAGAAGCACAAGCAUUAAGCUACACUCGCAUUAACAUCUGCUAAACAUGUGUAUGUGACAAAUAAAAUUUGAUUUGAUUUGAAAGGCAUAGAAGGUCAUUAUAAUAAACAUUUAUU
Messenger RNA from Oncorhynchus nerka (sockeye salmon), 8611 nucleotides. Its product is annotated as ras-related protein Rab-39B-like. Gene Ontology annotation, molecular function: GTPase activity; GTP binding; myosin V binding. The transcript has 3 exons. Gene Ontology annotation, cellular component: Golgi apparatus. Bases 348 to 989 code for a protein of 213 amino acids. NCBI's taxonomy places the organism in Eukaryota, Metazoa, Chordata, Actinopteri, Salmoniformes, Salmonidae. The record is from RefSeq and is a predicted model, not a curated record. Gene Ontology annotation, biological process: vesicle-mediated transport; Rab protein signal transduction.